ACCCUCAUUGCGAAAAUGGCCAAGGGAGAUAAGCCUCGUGGACGUACGUCGGCGUAUGCCUACUUCGUACAGACGUGCCGCGAAGAGUACAAGAAGAUGCACCCGAACGAGAAUGUCGUGUUCGCUGAGUUUUCGAAGAAGUGCGCCGAGCGCUGGAAGACCAUGAACGAGCCCGAGAAGCAGAGAUUCCAGCUCAUGGCUGCCAAGGACAAGAAGCGAUACGAGGACGAGAUGUCGACCUACGUCCCCAAAGAAGCUCCCCGAGGCAAAGCUGCCCGUAAAGAGAAAGACCCCAACGCCCCGAAGAGAGCUCUUUCUGCUUUCUUCCACUUCUGCCAAGAUGAGCGUCCUAAGGUCAGGGCAGAGCUCGGACAGUCUACCGUCGGGGAAGUCGCAAAGCAACUCGGCAAAAAGUGGCAGGAGUGUACCGGAGAACAGAAGAGUAAAUACGAGCAGUUGGCGGCUAAGGACAAGCAGAGGUACGAGCUCGAGAUGGCUGCCUACAAGAACGGUGGCGUCGCUCCCCCGGCGCCACCCAAACGGGACGAAAACAACGAUGAAAUCGAGAGCGAGUGA
This is a messenger RNA of Galendromus occidentalis (western predatory mite), 576 nucleotides long. RefSeq names its product high mobility group protein DSP1-like. The coding region runs from base 16 to 576 and encodes 186 amino acids. Gene Ontology annotation, molecular function: DNA binding. The record is from RefSeq and is a predicted model, not a curated record. The transcript has a single exon. Gene Ontology annotation, cellular component: nucleus. NCBI's taxonomy places the organism in Eukaryota, Metazoa, Arthropoda, Arachnida, Mesostigmata, Phytoseiidae.